AGGAAAACGUAAAAAGAAAAAAGAAAAAGAAAAAAAAGGACAAAGAUCCCAUUUUGUAAAAUAGACACAGAUUGAAUUUCACUUUUACAUUCCGCGACGUCUCGCGAGAGAGACGAAGAAGGAAAAGACUAAAAUCUAACAAAAUACGAACACAAAACAAACAUUUAAAAAAAUUCACAAAAAUUGAAAAGAAAAAAAGAAAAAGAAAUUUUCCUGUGAUUGGGGUUUGGGUCUUUGGGUCUUUGGUGAGGUUUUUCAAAGGGAAAACUUUCCAUCAAAACCCUUCCCCCUCUUUAUUAUUAUUAUUAUUAUUGUUCUUUUCAUUGUCGUCAUCAUUAUAGCAAACAGUUCCUCUUCAAUGUCGAUGUAUUGAAUAAUUCUCGACAUAACGACGUCGUUUUGAUCUUACAGUUUCUCUCUCUCCUUUUUUUUUGGGGUUUGAUUAAUCGGCUGAGUCGAGCUACACUGAAUUGGUCCAGUUUCCCUUCUUCACCAUUCUCUCUCAUUUCAUAUUUUUAUGAAAUUGCUUUUAUAAUUUUUGUUAUCACCCCUACAUUAGAUAAUUAUAAUGAUCACGGGCGAUCUUACGCUCCGUUCUUUGCCCACCGAAAACGGCGUUUUGAGAGAAGAGGAGGAGGAGGAGGAGGAUCAGCUGUGUUCAGGCCCAGGACAAAUACCGGCGUCAUCGCCGGAUCCUGCGUUGAUUUCGGAAGAAAAUUGGGAGAGAGCAGAACAAGCAACCCUGCAGAUUGUUUAUAGAAUUCAUCCAACGGUUGAAGCUGAUUGCAACAGGAAACAUGUUGUAGAAUAUGUCCAGUCUCUCAUUCAAUCCUCCCUUGGAUUUCAGGUUUUUCCAUAUGGGUCAGUUCCAUUAAAGACAUACCUUCCAGAUGGAGAUAUUGAUUUGACUGCCAUUAUCAAUCCAGCUGGGGUAGAUGCAUCAGUCUCUGAUGUUCAUGCUGUUCUGAGGCGAGAAGAGCAGAAUAGGGAUGCUCCAUAUAAAGUGAAGGAUGUCCACUUCAUUGAUGCUGAGGUUAAGCUUAUAAAAUGCAUUGUACAUGAUAUUGUAGUAGAUAUAUCCUUCAAUCAACUAGGUGGACUUUCUACCCUAUGUUUUCUUGAGCAGGUUGAUCAACUUAUUGGCAAAAGCCAUCUUUUUAAACGAAGCAUCAUACUGAUAAAAGCUUGGUGCUAUUAUGAGAGUCGCAUUCUUGGUGCCCAUCAUGGGUUAAUCUCAACAUAUGCUUUGGAAACUCUUAUUUUGUAUAUCUUCCAUCUAUUUCACUCUUCGUUGAAUGGACCUUUGAUGGUUCUAUAUAGAUUUCUGGAUUACUUCAGCAAGUUUGAUUGGGACAAUUACUGUAUCAGUUUAAAUGGACCAGUCUGCAAGUCUUCUCUGCCCAAAAUUGUUGCUGAGCCACCUGAAACUGGGAGGGGUAACUUGCUUCUUGAUGAUGAAUUUCUUAGAAACUCUGUGAAAAUGCUCUCAGUGCCAUCAAGGAGUCCUGAGAUGAAUUCACGACCAUUUACCCAGAAGCAUCUUAACAUAGUUGAUCCUCUGAGAGAAAAUAACAACCUUGGCCGCAGUGUCAACAGAGGUAACUUCUAUCGAAUACGAAGUGCAUUCAAAUAUGGAGCUCGUAAGCUUGGCCAUAUUCUUUCAUUACAAAGUGACAGAAUGAUCAACGAACUCGACAAAUUCUUUGCAAAUACUUUGGAUAGGCAUGGAAGCAACUCUUUGACUCAUGUGAAAAGCUCAUGCUUAGUAUCUCCUACUGGAAAUUUUGACAAUUUAUCAUCGUCGUCACUUUCUGAUACAAGCUCUGAAGAUAGCAUAGUUCAGAAAUCAACUGCUGGUUGUAGUGUUAGACCUUUUGAGACCUCAUGUUCGGGAAAUUCUCAUAAUGCUUCUCAUUUUUAUUUGUCAAGCUUGCAUGGAGAAGAUGGAAAGUUUGAAAGUGGAAUCUCUGAUGGGACAACACUGGCAAAUUUUGUUAUUGAUGGUCAAAUUAGCUGCACAGAAUGGUCAGAAUCCAAAGAGAACCAUUUUGUGAUCAACAAUUCAGCCUGUUCAUGUAGUAAUCAUGAAGGUAAGACUUCUCUUUGUUCAACAAUUCCAUCUCUUGUCAAUAACAUCUCCGAGAACCUAGCCCCUACUACUGCAGAAAGAGACUUUGCUAGCAUUUCUCAGAUUCCUCGAUCUUUCAAAUCUCUAUUGGACCUUACUGGAGAUUAUGACAGCCACUUAAAGAGUGUGAAAUUUGGUCAAGGUUGCUGUUUCUUUGCUGUAUCUGCUCCUGUACUACCCUGUUCACCAACGGCACCUCAUUCUAAGAAUAAGAAUCCUUGGGAAACUGUACGUCAGUCCCUACAGUUGAAGCGGAAUGUUCAUUCCCAAAUUAACACAAAUGGUAUUUUCGGGCACCAGCAGCACUUCUUGAACCAUCUAGUGCCAUUUACCACAGCUUUCAGUUCUGAAGAAAAGAGAAAACAACGAGGAACAGGAACAUACAUUCCCAACAUGAGUUAUCAUUCAAAUAGAGAGAGGCCAUCUUCAGAAAGACGAAAGAAUCAUGUCACAGCAAAUAAUGGUGAUUUGCAUAGACGUACUCGUGAUAAUGGUUUGGCUGCAACUCGGCCAGGGAUAAAUUCUUAUCAACAUGGCCAUGAGCUUUCCGAGGCAGAAUACCCAUAUCUGGGGAAUGGAAAGCCUGUGCCUUCAGAGGUUCAGCUAUCUCAAUCAUUUGUUUGGGGUCCUUCCAGUGCCAAUGGCUUCUCUCGGCCAUCAGAGAGAAUUGACUUUGGGGGUCAGGAACUUCAACUGCAAGAAGCAUCCUUGCAGGAAAGGGUUCCUACUCAGGAUUCUAGCACUUCAUCUACUUUGGUCUUUCCUUCAAGCCCUGAGGUAACGGCAGCAGAGAGGCGUGAACCAGUUUUACAAAAUGUCCAAGAAAGAGCUGCAUCAGAAUCGUAUCAUCUGAAGGAUGAAGUUGAUUUUCCUCCUCUGUCCCAUGGAAGGGCGAUUGAAACUUAAGACUUAGAGAAGUCAUUGAGCACAAGUUUAGAUGCUAACAACUAUGAAGAUCUAGGAAGACUUACAUUUUUGUUGUCUCCUCCUUUUGCCUGGAGUUUGUCGUGGUUAAUGAUAUAGAGAAGUGCUUGAUGUAAAUCCUCUGGUCCAUCUACUUCUCGGCGUGUGAAUUCGCCAUCAUUAACUGGGUGUAUGUAGCAGCUGUUGUUUGCUUAGAUUUUACUUUCCGUUGAAAGGCUUGUAGUAUAUGCAAAAUAGUCUAAUUGACAAAUUUGUGCAGAUCCCUUUUUCGUUAAAUAUACAAAUGCUUAGUUGUAGAAUUUUGAGUGCAAAUCUGUGCCUCCAUUAGAGUUGUCCCACCCACUCCCUCUUGGUGAAAAUUUGAUCUUUCAGCUGGGAUGGAUUAUCGGGGAUCACACUUUUGAUGUUAAUUGUUUGAAUGGUUUGUUUUAAAUUCAAUUUUUUUAUUUUGUAUC
Ricinus communis (castor bean) is the source of this 3507-nucleotide messenger RNA. RefSeq lists its product as uncharacterized. The record is from RefSeq and is a predicted model, not a curated record. The transcript is spliced from 9 exons. Lineage: Eukaryota; Viridiplantae; Streptophyta; Magnoliopsida; Malpighiales; Euphorbiaceae. The coding region runs from base 569 to 3034 and encodes 821 amino acids.